This is a messenger RNA of Ramularia collo-cygni, 612 nucleotides long. Its product is annotated as related to Respiratory supercomplex factor 1, mitochondrial. Gene Ontology annotation, biological process: mitochondrial respirasome assembly. The record is from RefSeq and is a predicted model, not a curated record. The transcript is spliced from 2 exons. Lineage: Eukaryota; Fungi; Ascomycota; Dothideomycetes; Mycosphaerellales; Mycosphaerellaceae. The coding region runs from base 1 to 612 and encodes 203 amino acids. Gene Ontology annotation, cellular component: mitochondrion.
AUGUCGGUUCCGGGUAACAUCAACACGGCGCCGCCGCCGUCGUCUUUUGAUGGCAACGAGGAUUUCUAUGAAGAGUCGAGAUGGGGCAAGUUCAAGAGGAAGGUCCUCCAGGAGCCUCUGAUCCCACUGGGGUGCGCCUUGACUUGCUGGGCGUUGUAUGAAGCUACUCGAUCAAUGCGUUCAGGAGACAAAUACCGAACAAACCGCAUGUUCCGUCGCCGUAUCUACGCUCAAGGUUUCACCAUUCUCGCAAUGAUUGCCGGAUCCGCAUACUGGGAGGGCGACAGAGUGAAGAGGAAGGAGUUUGAUGGGCUGGUCGAAGAGAAGAAGACCAAGGAGAAGCACGGAGCUUGGUUGAAGGAACUGGAGAUUCGUGACGAGGAAGAGCAGGAGCUUAGACAGAUGCGCAAUCGAUUGAUCRAGGGCAAGACGGCGGAGACCCAGAAGUACAGCGAGGAGGAGAGGCGAGCACUUGAGGACCAGCAGAAACAGGAUGCUGGACAGCCAAAGGGGGGUUUUGGAGAGGUACGAAAUGUGUUGGAGGAGUGUGAGAGCCGAAGACAAGGCAAGAUCUUGGCCGCCGUACAGGAGCUCUGGCAAGGGCGGAGAUGA